CCUCCGACGAGGGAGGUUUUCGCAAUCGUCAUUCGUCGUACUUGGCGAGUUAGUCCGGUUGACAGCGUCGCUACGCGCGUCUUCAUCGUCGACGGUUCAGCCUUUAACGGCAGUUCAAUCAUGUUGUGACGGAUGCACUCGUAUGUGCCGCCAACACGUCGCAUCGACGAUUAAUUUCGAUAUUACGAAGAUGUACGCGUGAUAGGGAAUAGCAACGCGCCGAUCCCGAAGUCGCGUUUAUCGACUCGAGCAACAGAUGUGACCAUUCUACGCAUCUCGUUCUUUAUAUUUAGUUAAUCAAGAUUUCCUCAGUUGGUAACUAACACGCGACGCUCCGAUUUUCACCUUCUUAUCGUUGCGCACCUUGUUGAGAAACGUCGUUAACGAUAACAGACGCGUGCUUCGGAUUUCGCUGACAGGAGAUAAGACACAUUCAACGAUCAACAGCGCUUAUAAACAGCGUCGAACGAAUGAUCAGAAAAAAAUAAGAAUUUCGUAAAAUCUGUGCUCGGAAUCGAAGCAAGAAUCGUACGUCCUCUGUCGUUCUGAGGGCUUACCUGCGGCUUAAGGGCACCGGGCCGAGUACGGAGAAUAAAAGGCGAAGGAAGAGAAUUCCUUUGUCCUCCGAGGCGGCACGGAAGGAGGUGAACAAGGACAAGAGAAGGAGAGAGAGAGAGAGAGAGCAAGGAGAGAGCAGCCGAACGGAGCAACACGCGGUCGAGUUUCUACCUUGGAGUAUAUCUUACGUCGAAGCGCGACAAGGACGGCGAGAUUAAACACGAGCCAGAGAGAAGAAGAAAGACGCUUUAUUCGUCGGUGAACGGCCGUCGUUGCGUUGCCAGCGGCAAAGGGCAACAACCACACCGUAGCCAGAGAGUCUCUCUACCGUCAUCUACACUCAAGGCCAGGGCAACGCAGCCCACGCGGUCUUUAGUAAGUGCGAUCGUCGGGACAAGAGUCGGACAAUCGGGAGUGCGAUCGGUUAAUUGUCGUGCGCGAAAUGCUUCGGGAUUAAACGGGGAUCGAAUUCGCCAAGGGAUCGUAUCGUGACGAGUCGCGAGAAAAAGUUCGACAGAUAAGUGAAGGUGUUUUGAUUUUACGUGAUCAUGCAUCGGCGUAAGCUACUACCGGACGCCAUGACGAUGGUUAGGGCAGCUGUUCUCGCAGCUGUCUUCGGACAACUUCUGGGCCCUAGCGUGGCCAACAGGCCCGCCGGCGCUCAUCCCGGACACGCUUAUUUCGAGCAGCCAUGCUGCGGUCGUUCUCAUCUCAGGCAUCAUAAAGAACACGUGCGCGAAUUCAGCUGUGGGAUGCUGUACUACAGGACGCUCUAUCUGGACAGUAAGAGGGACGCCCUAUACGUCGGAGCUAUGGACAAGAUCUUCAGGCUAAAUCUCAGCAAUAUCAGUCACUCCAACUGCGAGAGAGAUGCACUCAACUUGGAACCCAGCAAUGUGGCGAAUUGCGUGUCCAAGGGCAAAUCAGAGCAUUUCGACUGCAGAAAUCACAUAAGAGUGAUACAGCCGAUGGGAGAUGGCAAUCGGCUUUAUAUGUGCGGUACGAACGCGCACGCACCCAAGGACUGGGUGAUUUAUAGCAAUCUGACUCACUUGCCACGUCACGAGUUCGUCCCGGGAGUAGGAAUGGGCAUCGCGAAGUGCCCUUACGACCCUGCCGACAAUUCGACAGCGGUUUGGGUCGAGAAGGGCAAUCCCGGAGACUUGCCAGCUCUUUAUUCCGGCACGAACGCCGAGUUCACCAAAGCCGAUACCGUAAUCUUCCGCACGGAUCUCUACAAUUUGACUACCGGCCGCAAGGCGUUCAGCUUCAAGAGGACGCUCAAGUACGACUCCAAGUGGCUCGACAAGCCGAAUUUCGUGGGUUCGUAUGACAUCGGCAGUCAUGUGUUCUUCUUUUUCCGCGAGACCGCGGUCGAGUACAUAAACUGCGGCAAAAGUGUGUACUCCCGCGUGGCGAGAGUUUGCAAGAGAGACACCGGAGGUAAAAACAUACUCGCGCAAAAUUGGGCCACAUACCUCAAGGCCAGAUUGAAUUGCUCGAUACCCGGCGAGUUUCCAUUUUACUUCAACGAGAUACAGAGCAUUUACAAGGUGCCGGGCGACGACACGCAUUUCUAUGGCACUUUCACUACAUCGACGAACGGGUUAAUGGGCUCCGCGAUAUGUUCCUUCCACAUUGACGCCAUCCAAGAGGCUUUCCGCGGAAAGUUCAAAGAGCAGGCGACCAGCAGUAGCGCCUGGCUACCGGUCCUGUCUAAUAAGGUUCCGGAACCGCGGCCGGGCCAAUGCGUCAACGAUACAGAAUCACUGCCGGACACCGUCCUGAAUUUCAUCAGAUCCCAUCCGCUAAUGGACUCGGCGAUUUCGCACGAAAACGAGAAACCGGUCUUCUACAAGCGAGACGUAAUGCUCACGCGGCUGGUCGUCGACAAGCUGCGCAUCGACUUCCUGGACACCGAUUUGGAUUACACAGUCUACUACGCCGGUUCCAGUGACGGUCGCGUUCACAAGGUUGUACAAUGGGUUGACAGCAGCGGCGAAUCCCACUCGAUCCUGUUGGAUGUUUUCGACGUUACGCCGGGCGAACCGAUACAGGCGAUGGAGAUCUCAAAGGAACAUAAGGCUCUCUAUGUCGCGUCGGAUCAUCGAAUAAAGCAGAUCGAUCUGGUAAUGUGCACUCGGCGAUACGACAACUGCUUGCGAUGCGUCCACGAUCCGUAUUGCGGAUGGGAUAAAGAUACAAACACGUGCAAGCCGUACGAGCCAGGGCUUCUUCAAGACGUGUCGAACAGCACGGCGGACGUUUGCGACAGCAGCGUCGGCAAGCGGAAGCUAGUUGUCACGUGGGGCCAGUCGGUGCAUCUGGGAUGCUUCGUGAAGAUGCCGGAAGUUCUGGCGAAUCAAGAGGUGCGAUGGUACCAUUAUAGUAAAGAAAAGGGCAGGUAUCAGAUCGCGUACAAGUACGGCGCGGGCGGGGAUAAGUUUAUCGAGACCUCGGAAAAGGGUCUGGUGAUUGUCGGGGUGAAUGAGCAGGACGCCGGCAGAUACGAUUGUUGGCUCGGCGGCGCUCUCCUGUGCUCGUACAACAUCACCGUGGACGCGCACAGAUGUUCGGCCCCCGCCAAAUCCAACGACUACCAGAAGAUUUAUUCGGACUGGUGUCACGAAUUCGAGAAGUACAAGUCGGCGAUGAAGAGUUGGGAAAGAAAGCAAGCGCAAUGCGCUUCGAGGCAGAACGACAGUAAUCAGAAUCUACACACGAACGAGGUUUACGGCACGCCCCUCGUCUGAUGGAGCCGAUCGUUGGGUCCCUCAUCGAGCCGAGAUUACGAUGACACGAUACGCAUAAGCGUCCCGCCGAGGAACCGCGGCUGGACCACGACCGGCUGGAUGAGCCUGGCCUUCCUUUUGGCCGGUCACGUCACCGCGCUCAGCCCCUUGGCGCUCACCCGAGGACUCUCAAGCGACUGAGACCGAUCCGGCGAAUCGGUGGUGAACUGAAACUCGAGUGUAAAAAGGACGUGUUCGAUCGGUGCAUACUACUAAUCACGUGCCACUGUGCCCGAGACCUUCUCGUUGCUGAUCGCGAGUGACAUCGAGUAGCUAUUGGCAGUCGAUCAUUUGUCAAUAGAGAUAUUUCAGUUUUUUUGUUCUCGCGCAUCCCACUUUCCGUUUUACAUAUGUUUUUUUGUACUCGCUUUGCUGUAAAUAAAAAAAAAAAGAACGUGUAUCACGAAGGGGGGGGGGAGGAUCGGACCCUGGCGCCGCGAGUGUUCUCGGCGAUGACGAGCGGAAAUGCUGGAAAAUGUUGCGAACGGUGAAACAAUCGGUGAUCACUCGGCUCCGUAAAUUCCGACGUGCAUCCGCGAAGAGUGGUGUUCUUCGGGGUGAACGAACGAUAUCCUUUGUGCCGCGGAGAAACGGAUAAAGUUCCGCUUCUUCAUACUGAACUACUACUGGUCGGUGUUGGAAGCUGUACGGAGAAGCGCGCAGUUCUGUUUCCUUGGAUUUUUUAAUUAAUUUGCGAGAGAGAUUUUACGUGUAUAUACGAUAUCGGGGUCUCGUUUACGGAAGACGGCGCAAUGUUGAUCGCGAUAUCAUCGUAAUGAGAUAUCGAUUAUCAAUAUGACGCCGAGAUUAAGCGGCGGGACGAAGAGAGAAAGGCGCGUUCUCCUGCAGUUUUUCGCAUCUGUGAUAGGAGCGAGCGAAGAAGCGAAAUCGAGGUGGAGUUUUCCAUACGACGCGGGUAGCAUCGAUGGGAGAAUGGCCGCUGAUAAACAGCUCACGCCCCCGGCGCGGACAAAAGAAAACGACAGUGUUAAUCGAGGAAUGAAAGGUAAAACGUCGCGUCGGAGAGAAAAACGAAACGUGGCCGACAACGGCGCGUUUACGACGUCACGCAGGUUACACAUGAGAUUAUUAUCGGCUUUAAGAGACCUUCGUGCGAGCCGCGCUGUGCACUCGCGACGCUGGUUAGCUUUCCAUAUCACGUUCGCCAUUUUUGCGGCGCGCAACACGCCUAUUUUCUACUUUGCACACCUAUCCCUCACACGCCACCACUCCGCGUUUCCUUCAUUUUUCCUUUCUAUAUCGCAUCUCGACGAUCGCGCGGGCUGCUGCCGCCCGUUAUCUUUUGUUUGUCGCGGCAACUUUCGUGCCGUUCAUUCCGAUCAUCGUCAUUAUUCUUCGCGCACCUACCCUGAGACACGGCCGCGGAACGACCGCGCGAUGACGUCGCGUUUUUGUUCGGGCUCGCGUACCGUUGCGCUGGUACGAAAAAUAAAAAUAAAAAAAAAAAAAAAACGCCCCGUACUCGCGUGUCGUGCCGGCGGAACCGUCAAAAUCGUCGCGCUCCAGUUUGUGAGAAACUUGGAGUACAUGCCGCGCGCGCGCGUUAUCAUCGUCGAGAGGCGGCCUCCUUCAACUAAGGUGCUACGCGGAUCUAUUUCCCUCCAGAGGAAACCCACCGGUGAGGCCCGUAGCCUCAUACUCAUAUUUCUUUCAAGCGUAUCUCCCCUCCUCUCAUCCGGUUCUUUCCCCAAACGGACAUACAUUCGCGUUACGCGCCCAACGGGCGAUUUCACGGUGCGCACGUAUCGUUGUGCACCCGCCAGUAGUGCACUGUACAUAUUAUCGGACUUAGAAGUCACGUGUACACAUUUUCCGUAGGUAAGUCCAAUAUUAGCGUAGGGUAUACGUGUUUGCUUAUUAGUUCUCGAUGAACACGGCCAGAUCUCUCGUUGCAUCCUGCGGUAUCGGUGCGCUGAGCAAGUCGGCGCGGCGACCGCCGCCGAAAGCUAAACGCGGUUUGGGGAAUGCUGGGGCCACAUCGAGGCGAGCGAUCGUUUCGACGACUUCAGGACUCUUGAGGCUGCGCGGGGCUGUCGAGCCAGCAUUGCGUUUUUCGCGCGUACAUUCGAGACGGCUAUGUAUCGACUACAACUGGAUCGAGCCUAUAAGCGCGGCGUUCGCUUCCCGAAGACACAUCUGGAGUUUUGACGUAUGCCGUUAUAUUUAAUUUCUCUAUAAUCAUCCGGUUCCUUUUUUUUAUCAUUAGUUUUAGUUACGCUUAUUUUUUUUUUCUUUUAUGAAGCCUGAAAACUUCUUUGAGCGGAAAACCGGCGUUUCUGACUUCGUGUCUGAUUCUGUACGUGACUUUGUACAUAGAUAAUAGCGUUGUAUUUUUAUAAAAGUGACCUAAGCGGGGAAGAUUUGCCCCUAAAAAAAGUAACGACAUGCUUUUAAUUUACUGCCAGUAUUCUGCCUACUCGCACUCAACCGACUAGACUGACCGCGAAAAAAAAAAACUGUCUCCGUGACAACGUGUAAAUGAAUAUUUUUCGAAACACGCGAAACUGACAGAAAAUUCAAUUUAGCUUCACCGCUAAUUUUACGAAUGCAUACGUCCUCGUUUAGCAAUCGUCCAUGAAAAUAUGACGCAGGCUCACACUGUAGUGGAAUUAGCGUUCGUGUUAGCGUCCGUCCGACUUUUCCUCGGAGAUCGACAUACAUACAUUUUGUAAUCAGCAAGCGACAGCAAAAAUGUCUACCGGUGCUCAUUUAGCGCGGUUUUGCCGAACGAUCGACGUAUCGAGAGAGCACCCAGCCAGCCAUAAUCACUAUAAAUACACGUAGGCUACGAAGAGUACAUAAUAAAGGGAGGUCACGACGCCUUUCCGUGCGCGGAUUUUCCGUUUCCUGAAGCAGUUCGUCAGUGAUAUAGUUUCGCUCUUAUCCUUCAAUUUGUACAUAGGCAUUCACAUCGUAAUAUCCACAACAGUAUCUUGACAAUGCAGCGAGCGUGAUUGAGAUGCCCGAUUGAGCCUUAGGUGCGCACGACUGUUAUUAACUUCUGUACAGAUAUCGUCGCGAUCGACGAUUUACUUUUUGUACCUAUAAGGCUCAACCUGUGCGCGAUGGAGAGAGAAAACUCCGAUCGAAAAAAAUCCGUUAAGGAAACGCGAGCGAGUAUAUACCGAAGCGAGACCUUAAGAGUAACACAAUAAUCGGUAAUCUUAUCCUCGAGUAUGUACUUAUUAUGAGCUUCAACAAGUAUUGAAUAGUAUUACGACGUAAGGAUUAAGGCUAGACGCGCGUUAAGAACCGAAUCGGGAGACUUUCGGACCGACUGGCCAACCGCGACGUCGCGCGGAUCGACGAGGAUCCAUCGUUUCCUAGAAGGAUUUUAUCAUCCUUGAAAAAUCUUGCGCGCAACUCGCGCGCGUCUUUAACGAGUCGCUUCUCGUCGAUCCGCUCGGUCCACUCGUACCUACAAAUCAUCCCUAAAUUCCUCCAGCCAUCGACCGACGUCCCGGAUCGUACUAGAUCACAGACGCGUCUGGAUACAGAGGAGAGCGAAGAGGAACGGCCGAACGAGUGCUAUGUGCGUGUGUGUAUGCGUAUGUUUGCGUGUUGUGUGCGAGGUGCGAUUGCCGGUGGUGUCACGGAUUGAUACGUAAAGAAUAGUAACCUACCUAUCGUAUAUCUAAAGAAAGUUAUAAAAAAAGAGUAAAAGCAAACGUAAUAUUACGAUAGAAUAGUAAAGUACACGAACUUUGGCUAAGUGCGCCUUCGUGCAGUCGUUCGUCCUGACCGCGUCGUGUCAACCGCAUGUUAUGGCAACGAGAGAGGUGAAGCAGGGGAAGGAGAAGGAGGCGUAUCGAUCGGAAGUGUUGGUCCCCGGUUUCUCGCUCCGGCUGCGGGCGAGAGCGAGUGUCCGGUGCGAGUGCACGAGGGCGCACUUCGGGGUUGGAGUAGGAUCGUGAUCACGGAAAGCAAUCUAAGUUGAACCUAAAGUUGUUAGAUAUAUUAUUUGUAAGAUUACUGUAUGUUGCGUGAAUGCGAUUGAUGCGGCGGGAUAUCGCGAGCGGAACGCGGAUCGAUCGACGACGCGGAGGAAGAACAGCCCCGGCGAUCGAUCGUCGGGGCGAGCUUCUCCGCUGUCUGUCGAAGAUACGAGCUCGAAAACGCACCUGUUCUGAACAAAAAAAA
Molecule: messenger RNA, 7511 nt
Organism: Linepithema humile (Argentine ant)
Lineage: Eukaryota; Metazoa; Arthropoda; Insecta; Hymenoptera; Formicidae
Gene: Sema2a
Product: Semaphorin 2a
Biological process (GO): positive regulation of cell migration; neural crest cell migration; axon guidance
Molecular function (GO): semaphorin receptor binding; chemorepellent activity
Source: RefSeq, a predicted model, not a curated record